This is a messenger RNA of Dendroctonus ponderosae (mountain pine beetle), 873 nucleotides long. RefSeq names its product tRNA (guanine-N(7)-)-methyltransferase. Gene Ontology annotation, molecular function: tRNA (guanine(46)-N7)-methyltransferase activity. Lineage: Eukaryota; Metazoa; Arthropoda; Insecta; Coleoptera; Curculionidae. Gene Ontology annotation, cellular component: tRNA methyltransferase complex. Gene Ontology annotation, biological process: tRNA methylation; RNA (guanine-N7)-methylation. The coding region runs from base 94 to 765 and encodes 223 amino acids. The transcript has 5 exons. The record is from RefSeq and is a predicted model, not a curated record.
ACCUAACCCUACUUUGCCUCCACCACAGAUCAGUUGUAGAACCUAAAUGGAGGUUAACUGAAAUUAAUAUUAAAUUUUUAAAAAUCUAGCACUAUGAAGGAAAACGAUAAGUCUUCACUGUCUUUGCCUCAAAAGAGGUAUUACAGACAAAGGGCUCACUCCAACCCCAUGGCGGACCACUGCUUUGACUACCCCACUUCUCCCGAGAGAAUGGACUGGUCCAAAUACUACCCGGAGAAAUUCAAACCGAACGAAGAACAUAAUGCGAAAGUUGAAUUUGUUGAUAUUGGUUGUGGAUACGGGGGGCUGUUAAUAACCUUGUCUCCAAUGUAUCCAGAAAGCCUCAUUCUAGGUAUGGAAAUUAGGGUAAAAGUGUCUGACUAUGUAAUGGAUCGAAUAGCAGCUUUAAGGUCUCAGAGCCCCUCGCAAUUCCAAAACAUUGCCUGCCUACGGUCGAAUGCGAUGAAAUAUUUGCCUAAUUUCUUCAAGAAAGGCCAGCUGAAGAAAAUGUUCUUUCUAUAUCCAGACCCGCAUUUUAAAAAGGCCAAGCACAAAUGGAGAAUCAUCAAUAAGAGCCUGUUGGCCGAAUAUGCCUAUGUACUGAUGGAAGGUGGUAUAGUUUACACUGUUACUGAUGUUAAGGAUUUGAAUGAGUGGAUGGUGCAACACUUCACUGAACACCCGCUAUUUGAACCCAUUCAAGGCGAUGAAUUGGACUGGUUUUCUAUAGGCGGCAGAUCCCAUUGUGGAGAAGCUUUACAGUAGCACUGAAGAGGGUCAGAAAGUAACGAGGAACAAUGGAGAUAAGUUUCUGGCCGUUUUCCGGAGAAUAUCUGAUCCUUAUACUUAUAAAUAAACAGAUGUUAAUGGCGA